Molecule: messenger RNA, 754 nt
Organism: Ceutorhynchus assimilis (cabbage seed weevil)
Lineage: Eukaryota; Metazoa; Arthropoda; Insecta; Coleoptera; Curculionidae
Source: the annotation of a GenBank genome assembly
AUGGAAGUUUGUCGUCUUUGCUUGAAACUCCUCACGGGUUCCUUUUACAAACUAGAAGAAUCCUAUAAAAAGAUCAUUAAUGACCUUAUACCAGAAGUUAACUUAGAAAUAUCAUCGGACCCAGUAAUUUGCACGCAAUGCUUACUCUCAAUAGAUGAACUAUACACCUUCAAAAUGUUAUAUUCCCAAAACGAACAGCAACUGAAACAUAAAAUAAAAGAUUUGGUUGGACCAAAAUUAUCAGAACAAGAAAUUUUACAAUGCCAACAUUCACCAGAAAAAACCAAAGAAAGGUUGUGCAGGACUUGCUUGAAAUGUAUUGAAAAUAAUGCUUUUACUGUUUUGAAACCAUCUUGUUGCGAUGCUUAUUUGGAAAGCAUGCUACAGACAUGUCUUCCAGAUUUGGAUUUAGACAUAUCCCAAGACCCAGUAAUGUGUGAAAAAUGCUUUAAUUUCUUACAAAAAUUUCACAAUUUGAAAUCCGUAUGUCAAGAAGUAGAAGAAAAAUUAAAGAAAUACCAUCCAGAAAAUUCUUUAAUCGAUUUGUAUAAUGUUGUUCUCGAGGAAAGUUUACCAAAAACAACUACAGAUACCAAUAAUGAUGCUGUAAAUGUUAAAAAUGAAUUAUUAGAUGAUAUAAAUGAUGUCAUUAAUGGGUUAGAUGAUUCUGAAGAUUUCUCAAACAUCAUUGUUAAGCAAGAGGAGAUAGACAUUAAAUUAGAAGAGUAAGUAAUUAUUUUUUUCUAGUUAAUAA